CAUUCAGAAGCUUUCUAGGAAAGCAACAAAUUGAAAUUUACUAGCCUACUGUAGUGGGACCGUACACUUACGGAACUACACCUGUUCAGUGACCACACUGAUUUUGGGCAUAUACCAGUAUCAACACAUGCUCAGACAUAAACCUUAGAAGAAGGAAAAAAACUUCAACCAUGGCACUUCUGGUUUUACCUCUGUUGGGGGCUUUGUCAGUCUCUGAGAGCCUUGUGGCCAUUGCAACAGUUUGUUUGGUGUACCUGCUCUUGCAACUCCGCACAAAAAUCCCUGAAGGUCUCCUCCAGCUUCCGGGUCCCAGGCCCCUCCCUAUCAUCGGCAAUGUUCUCGAACUCGGCGGCAGCCCUCACCUGAGCCUCAGCGCCAUGACCAAGCGCUAUGGCCACGUGUACCAGAUCCAGAUUGGCAUGCGGCCCGUGGUGGUCCUCAGCGGUGCCGGCACGGUGCGGCAGGCACUCAUCAAGCAGGGCGAGGACUUUGCCAGCCGUCCUGACCUCUAUAGCUUCCAGUUCAUCAACAACGGCAAGAGCCUGGCCUUCAGCUCCGACCAGGCCGGAGUGUGGCGUGCCCGCCGCAAGCUGGCCAUGAAUGCCCUACGCUCCUUCUCCACGCUGGAGGGCGAGAAUCCAGCCUACUCCUGCGUCUUGGAGGAACAGAUCAGCAAGGAGGGCAUCUACCUGGUCGAGCGCCUGCAGACGGUGAUGGACGACAGCGGCAGCUUCGACCCCUUCCGCCACAUCGUGGUGUCAGUGGCCAAUGUCAUCUGCGGCAUGUGCUUUGGCCGGCGCUACAGCCACGACAACGAGGAGCUGCUGAGCCUGGUCAACAUGAGCGACGAAUUUGGACAGGUGGUGGGAAGCGGGAACCCCGCCGACUUCAUUCCCUUCCUCCGUUUCCUGCCCAACAACUCCAUGAAGACGUUCAUGGACAUCAACGACCGCUUCAACAACUUCAUACAGAAGAUUGUGCGGGAGCACUACGAAUCCUACGAUAAGAAUAACAUACGCGACAUCACAGACUCACUCAUUGACCACUGCGAGGACAGGAAGCUGGAUGAAAACUCAAAUGUGCAAGUGUCAGAUGAGAAAAUUGUCAGCAUUGUCAAUGACCUCUUCGGUGCCGGAUUUGACACCAUCAGCACAGCUCUGUCAUGGGCUGUUGUGUAUUUGGUGGCCCACCCAGAGAUCCAGGAAAGACUUCACCAAGAAAUAAAGGAAACGGUUGGGAUAGAGAGAAACCCACAUCUGUCGGAGAGGUCCAGACUCCCUCUUUUGGAAGCCUUCAUUUUUGAGCUGUUCCGUCACUCCUCUUUCCUACCUUUCACUAUCCCACACUGUACUACCAAAGACACAUCUCUCAAUGGAUACUUCAUCCCUAAAAACACUUGUGUGUUCAUCAACCAGUAUCAGGUCAACCACGACCCUGAGGUGUGGAAGGACCCCGAGAUUUUCAUGCCAGAGCGUUUCCUGUCUGCUGACGGCACGGAGGUGAACAAGUUGGAGGGCGAGAAGGUGCUGAUCUUCGGAGUGGGCAAGCGACGCUGCAUUGGCGAGGCCAUCGGCCGUGCCGAGGUCUUCCUCUUCCUUGCCAUCCUCAUCCAGCGCCUGCAGUUCCACAAGAUGCCCGGCCAAGAACUGGACAUGACCCCGCAGUAUGGCCUCACCAUGAAACACAAACGGUGCCACCUCCGUGCCACCUUGCGUCCACGGGAGGAAAACUGAAAAGGAAAAGGGGAGGGGGGUAUCUCGCCCAGGAAUUUUGCACCUAAAUAUUAUUUGUCUUUUCAGGGGGGUGCAAAUCUCCAUGCAAAUAUAAAAUCCAAUUUGCUUGCAUUUGCUGGUGUCCAGACAAAGUAGCAAGUGGAAUAGUGUAACAGGGUCCACUGUACUAUCUUUGGUUUGUGCGUUUUCAGAGUGUACUCAGCAAGCUCACUGCUGAUUGGGCAGGGACAUGAGAUGAUGUGGAUCUAAGAAGUUGUGAAUUAUAUGAGAGGGCUUUUUGUAAGGUAGACAAUGGAAAAACAAUGCUUUUCAUAGACUGAAAUACAUCCUUUGCUCAUCCAAUUAACUGACAAUUCUGCAGAGGAAUUCUCCAUCUGAGCACAUAACUACCUGGGCUCUCAGACAGGCAAAGUCAAUGUUUAAGAGAAACACUGCAAGCACCCUAUAGAAGAAAGCAAAUAAUUUCUGCUCUUUUCCAAGCAAACUCAGCUCAGGUCAAACAAUCCUACACUGUUUGAUGUAUAGCAGGGACAUACAUAUCAGCUGCUAAUUAAAAGGGGUAAUUUUCAUCGGAAGGUUUAUUGUAAAAUAUAUUGCGCACAGAGGGGUAAAAUAUGUUAUAAUGGGAGGUGAUGUGACCCUACCACCCACUUUUUAAAAAUAUAUAUAUUGCUAAAUUGGCAGAGGAAAUGCAACAUGUGCCUUUUAUAAUAUACGGAGGACCACAUAUGCUGCUUGAUAAAUCUUUGAUGUGCUGAAUUAGGAUUACAUGAAAUUAAGGCCAUCUAUAUAUCAGUCCUUUGAAAAUUUCAGGUGGGUUUUAAAAGACUAAAGCUAUUUUGUAUAACAGUGCAGUCCUUUAAUGUGAUAUGAUGUGUAUAUGAGUAUUUUGGCUGUUGACUGCAUUGACUGUAUAUAUAGAGCAGUCUAUGGUUGACUGUUAGCUAGAUUUGAAUGUGCCUGAAAGGGUUUAUUUUGUAUUCCUAUGGCAAAUGUGCCAUUUGUUUUGUUAUUGCCUUUUACCCCACACAGAAUGUAGCCAAUUUGUUUAUCUGCUGUAUUCCCUGUUUGAGAGUGUAAGGAGUGAAACACUGUGCAGACAAUGAAGGAUUUGAUAAAAGACACUGAGCUGUGAAACUCUGAAGAAUAUAUCAACAAGCUAUUAAUUAUUCAUUAAUCCCGACUUGUACAUUCAUUUUUUGUGAUAUUUUGUCUUCGAUUUUGUCAUAUUCUUUCUCUUGGUGAAUUGGUGUAACUUGUUUGUGUAUUUAUAAAUAAAUAAAAAAAUACAAAAUAAUAAUUAA
Molecule: messenger RNA, 3037 nt
Organism: Alosa alosa (allis shad)
Lineage: Eukaryota; Metazoa; Chordata; Actinopteri; Clupeiformes; Clupeidae
Gene: cyp1a
Product: cytochrome P450 1A1
Exons: 7
Coding region: 171-1733 (520 amino acids)
Biological process (GO): progesterone metabolic process; hormone biosynthetic process
Molecular function (GO): steroid 17-alpha-monooxygenase activity; heme binding; iron ion binding
Source: RefSeq, a predicted model, not a curated record